This is a messenger RNA of Phyllopteryx taeniolatus (common seadragon), 1505 nucleotides long. RefSeq names its product serine protease inhibitor A3M-like. Gene Ontology annotation, biological process: negative regulation of endopeptidase activity. Gene Ontology annotation, molecular function: serine-type endopeptidase inhibitor activity. The record is from RefSeq and is a predicted model, not a curated record. NCBI's taxonomy places the organism in Eukaryota, Metazoa, Chordata, Actinopteri, Syngnathiformes, Syngnathidae. The transcript is spliced from 6 exons. The coding region runs from base 151 to 1350 and encodes 399 amino acids.
GGGAGGAGACAGAAAAAAUCGAUUCAGCGGAAAGUGGGGUCAUCCCACUCACUCAAGGCAUAUAAAGAAGGCCGUCCUCACUGUCCAGCUAGUGCUUGGUGUGGCUGUGGUUUUUGAGGCUUGAGAAGCAGUCAGCGAUUGUCCACAACGAUGCAUGCGGCCCUGGGUGUCUGGAUCUUAUCAGCGGUGGUCUGUGUGGGACGAGGCCACCACCAUGUAGAUCACACUGAUGACAGCCUGUCACAGGUCACCUCUGGGAACAAAGAGUUUGCCUUCCAGCUGUACAGGAAGCUGGCGGCUCAAGCUGACAACCAGGACAAGAACAUCUUUUACUCUCCGAGUAGUGUGUCCGUCGCCUUGGCUGCUUUGUCUGUCGGAGCCCGCGGGGACACCCACCAACAGCUGUUUAGUGGUCUAGGUUAUAACACCCCCCAAAUUACACAGAAUGAUGUAAAUCAGGUCUUUAGCAAGCUCCUCAAAAGGCGAGACAAUUCAUCGGACAUCAGUGAAGGGACUGCUUUGUUCCUGGAUAACACCUUCGAGCCAAAACCUGAGUUUGUGAAGGAUUUAAAAGAAUCCUUUUACACACAGGUGUCAAAUGUUAACUUUAAGCAAACAUCGGAAAGUACUAAUACCAUCAAUAAAUAUGUAUCGGAUAAGACCAAUGGCAUGAUCGAGAAGUUUGUGGACAGCCUGGAUCCGAACACAAUCAUGUACCUCGUCAGCCACAUCUACUUCAAAGGAAAGUGGGACAUUCCUUUUGAAACCAAGCUCACAAAAGAGGACAUGUUCACUGUUAAUGAGAACACCAAGGUUCCUGUCCAGAUGAUGAACAAGGAGGAUAGUUUUGAUGUCUAUCAUGACCUGGAAAUUAACACAACCGCCCUGCGCCUUCCCUUCAACAGCUCUUAUUCCAUGCUCCUGCUGUUGCCUGAAAACAUGGCAGAGCUAGAAAAGGCAAUUUGUCCACAGCAUCUUGCUAAAUGGGCAAAUUGGAUGAAAGUCAGAGAGUAUGACAUAUUUCUUCCAAAGUUCUCUAUUAAGACUGACAACUCUCUGGAGGAAGUACUGAUUCAAAUGGGAAUGACUCACAUGUUUGAUGGUCGAGCAGAUUUGAGUGGCAUUUCAGAGGGGAAGAAGCUGGUGGUCUCCAGUGUUGUGCACCAAGCUGCCCUUGACAUUGACGAAUCCGGAGUCACUGCGGCAGCUUCCACAGGCAUUGGCUUCACCCUGAUGUCCUUCCGCAAUAUCCCUGUGCUGAAGUUCAAUCGUCCAUUCAUGCUUCUCAUCACUGAAAACGGCACAGAUGACAUUCUCUUUAUGGGCAGGAUAAUUAAUCCGAACAACUGAUGGACAACAGUCGGUGUAUCAUCAUCAUCUCCAUCAUAAUGAAGUCAUCCUGUGGUCUUAGUGAUUGAAUUCUUUUCCUGUCAAAUAAAAGCUAAGGAGAACAAAAUAUGGACUCGGAACAUGUCAACUCAUUAAAUGAUGAAAUUUGUGCAUUA